UUCGUGUAUUAGAGUUUUAAGAAUAUUUAUAUGUCCACAGUAACUGCCAACCUUGUACCAAUGUCUAAAAUUAACUCACAAGAAUCAGCCAAUGUGCUGCGUAAUUUCGUUAAAGUGGGCAUAUCCUCAAUCGCGUACCUCAGAAACCUGUUUGCUGAAUGCGCCUUCGAAGAUACUGUAGUAGGAGGCCUACAACUAAAGAGACUUACACGAGCUGUACCCGAAUCGGCAGCAUUACUCGAUUGGAUUGAUGAAGGAGUAUUCGAUGCAAUGGGCAAGGAAUACCUAAAGGAACUAGUAGUUACCAUACAUAACAGCGAACACGUUCCACUAGAGUCCUACACCUUCGCUCUGCAGUAUGCAGGAAAUACAGGUGAAUGCUCAGUACAACUUUCAGUUGGCCAUUUUGAUGGCUCCACAGAUAACGCGAAACAAAGAAACGGCCGAGAUAAUCCAAUUAGCACACCAGUGACUGAACCUGUGGUGAUCAACAAUGAUAAGGAAGAAGUUAAAAGACAAACUAUAAAUGUAUUGAGGGACCUAGUACUACUGGCCCAAUCACUCUCUCCACUACCUGAUAAUAGGUACCUCUCAAUGAUGCUGUUCUACUAUGAGGAUCGAGUACCAAAAGACUAUGACCCGCCACACUUUCGUACAGCAUCUGAUGCCGACUUCCGUGGUAUUGAAAUAUCAAAUCUAGAGCAGCAAGUAGGUGAACUCGAAACGGGGCACCAUAACCUCGCUGUGGAUGUGCGUAGCUGCUGCUACCUAGAUGACAACGUAACCACAUACAAAACAAAUGGAAAGUCAUUGGAUACCUUAACACGAAGACAAUCAAUAAGUUGUAAUGAAUAUGCACCAAGAGCCGCUAGAGAAUACAGUGCAGGCCAUCGUGCUGUUACAAACUCGCCAUAUGGAACAGGAAUGCAUAGUAAAGACAACACUCGUGUAGCCCAACCACGAUCCACAGUGACUAACCGGAACAACAUUCUAGACCUACUGAAACGCAGCCAUAUAAUUGCCACCAAAACUAAAUACGUCAACAAGGAAUGCCUCAUCAGAGAGUUGGGAAUUGAUGACAAUCUGGCCAAGGCAAUAUUUAAAAAAAUGAUUGAAUAUGGAUAUAUAGAGCCCAGGUUCGUCAAGGGUAAGGGAUACAUGAGUAAAUGUUUCGAAACGUUACCAAACGAUGACACAACCCAACCAACGACAAAAGGUACAUCGUAGCCCAACCUGUUGCCAUGAUAAAGCGAAAGUAAAUAAGAUGUAUAGUAACAGGAUUCUAAAGAUGAAUGCG
Babesia bovis T2Bo is the source of this 1297-nucleotide messenger RNA. Its product is annotated as HORMA domain containing protein. The transcript is spliced from 4 exons. The coding region runs from base 31 to 1227 and encodes 398 amino acids. NCBI's taxonomy places the organism in Eukaryota, Apicomplexa, Aconoidasida, Piroplasmida, Babesiidae. The record is from RefSeq and is a predicted model, not a curated record.